Arachis stenosperma is the source of this 751-nucleotide messenger RNA. RefSeq names its product proline-rich receptor-like protein kinase PERK2. The record is from RefSeq and is a predicted model, not a curated record. The coding region runs from base 80 to 511 and encodes 143 amino acids. NCBI's taxonomy places the organism in Eukaryota, Viridiplantae, Streptophyta, Magnoliopsida, Fabales, Fabaceae. The transcript has a single exon.
GGUUUCUCAUCCAAAGCAAAUUAAAUUAAAUCAACUUACACACACAUAUAUAUCCUAUUCUCACCAGUUCAUUGAAAUCAUGGCCUCAUCAUCAAGAAGAUCAAUCAUGGCCUCAUUCCUUGUUGCUCUUAUCACCUUGUCAAGCAUGAACAUGAGCCUAGCAGCUCGCCAUCUCUUGCAAACAAGUGCAAUACCCAAUUUGCCCCCUGGCAUCAACAUUCCAACCUUGCCAAAACCAACAGCAACAUUGCCACCUCUGCCCUCAAUUCCAACAUUGCCCUCAAUUCAGGGAAAUGUUCCUCCAUUGCCCACCAUACCAUCACUGCCACAGCCAUCAUCAUCGCUACCGAAGCCGGCGACGACUUUGCCUCCUCUUCCUGCUGGCAUCCCUACCAUCCCAACAACAGUCCCACAAAUGAGCCUUCCACCAUUGCCAAACAUGCCCUCAAUCCCAACCACCAUUCCCUCCAUUCCCUUCUUCUCCCCACCACCUUCACCUUCUGCGCAUUAAUUCAAAUAUUUCAUUUCUUACAUGCAAUAUGGAUGGUAUUCCUUACGCAUGGGGCUAUGCAUGUGAGAGUAUUAGAGUUUUAUGAUUGAUGUUAUCAUUAUUGUUAUAUCUUUGUUGUUUAAUUUGGUGUGAGAAACAGUGUGUUCCUCUUUUUAAUUUCAUGAGUUUAUUAUAUUGGUAUUGCUUUUGUACUUUUCUCUUAUACAUCAUUAAUUAUAUUUAGAUUAUGGCUUUAUUAUC